AGCAGGCAGCAGUAGGAGCACACGUGAAUAGAUCUGCCAAAACACACGUCUGACACAAGAUGGAUAUCACAGAGGUUCCCGUGUCUCAGACAGACAGCAAAGGUAAGAAAAAGAAGAACAAGAAGGCAAAGAAGCAGAAGAAGAGUGUGGAAGAAGCGGAGAGCAGCAGUGGUGUUGAUAAUAAAGAGGAGUUGAAGAUGAAGAGCGAGGCAGCUGAAUCCGCCUUCCCCCCCACCUUCAGUGUGUCCGAAAUCAAGAACAAACAGCGCAGACACCUCAUGUUCAUGAAACUGAAGCAGGAGAAGAGAAAGCAAAAGAUGCAGCUGAAGAAAAAGAAGAAAAAAGAAAGGGAAGCUUUAGGUGACAAGGCACCGCCAAAAGAGGUCCCCAAGACGAUAGAAAACCAGAGGGUGUACGAUGAGACCACAGUCGACCCAGAAGAUGAAGAGGUGGCUUUUGAUGAGGGAACCGAUGAAUUUUCAGCCUAUUUUAACGGGCUAACGAACCCCAAAGUACUCAUCACAACAUCAGACAGACCCAGAGGGAGGACAGUGAGGUUUUGUGAGCAGCUGGCCACAGUAGUACCAAACGCCCAUGUGUACUACAGAAGAGGCCUGGCCCUGAAGAGGGUCAUUCCCCAGUGUGUCGCCAGAAACUUCACAUACCUCAUGGUGAUCAACGAGGACCGCAAGAUACCCAAUGGUAUGGUACUCUGUCACCUACCCGACGGGCCGACUGCACACUUCAAGAUCAGCAGUGUUCGACUACGUAAGGAGAUGAAGAGACGAGGGAAGGACCCAACUGAACACUCUCCAGAAGUGAUCCUAAACAACUUCACUACACGUCUGGGCCACAGCAUCGGCCGGCUGUUAGCUGCGCUUUUCCCACAAGACCCUCAGUUUGUGGGUCGGCAGGUCGCCACGUUCCACAACCAGAGAGAUUUCAUCUUUUUCAGAUUCCACAGGUACAUCUUCAAGAAUGAGAAGAAAGUUGGCAUUCAGGAGCUGGGACCUCGCUUCACCCUUAAACUCCGCUCCCUACAGAAGGGCACCUUCGACUCAAAGUUUGGCGAGUACGAGUGGGUCCUGAAGCGCCACGAGAUGGACGCCUGCAGAAGGAAGUUCCAGCUUUGAAUGCAGAACUGCCACCAACUUUUGCGCUGGAUGAGGACGCCUAACACCUAUCUCUUAUCCAACAUAUUACAGCUGUUUGUGACUUCACACAGAUGGACUUUAUAGUGGAUGUAGCAGAUUCUUUGUGGAUGACCAGUGGCAGCAGUUACACUUAACAUUUAACAGGGACAACUGGACUCUACUUGACCGUUGCUGCAUAUUCACAUUUUCCCUGAAAAGGACUUUUAUAAACUUGCAUUUGAAGUACUCAUCUAGCUCCACCCUUUUAUCUUUUGACAUGUUUUAUGGGCACAUCAGAGCUGAGGUUUGAAGCCUGUAACCCACAGUGGAGUUUUUUCUGUCAGCUGGUAAACAGCAGAGAUGCGACACGAAGGUGCCCCACUUAAAUGACCUGAAAACACUGACCUGCAUGUUUGUGUGUAAACUGUAUUCACAGAUGUGCAGCUUCUAUCAAAUGUUAUUUCUAAACACAAUAUAGAUUUGUCCCAAAAAGGAUCUGAAAAUCAGAUUGUACUCUACCUAUUCAUCAUAUUGAACCUUAAGUUACUAGUCAGUAUGAGCCUGCUGUGCAUUCACCUGCUGCGUCCUGACCAGUGUAAAUGACAAAAGGAGCCAUAUAUAAAGAGCAACAGUAGCCAGUGUCAGGAAAUGGGUAAAUGUUCAUAUUGUGUCUACAGUGCAGCUGCUUUUGUACGUGACAGGAUUUUCAAAAUGAUGUAUGACACAUUCAGUCUAUUCAAUAA
Molecule: messenger RNA, 1876 nt
Organism: Scomber scombrus (Atlantic mackerel)
Lineage: Eukaryota; Metazoa; Chordata; Actinopteri; Scombriformes; Scombridae
Gene: rpf1
Product: ribosome production factor 1 homolog
Exons: 9
Coding region: 60-1133 (357 amino acids)
Biological process (GO): maturation of 5.8S rRNA; maturation of LSU-rRNA
Cellular component (GO): preribosome, large subunit precursor; nucleolus
Molecular function (GO): rRNA primary transcript binding
Source: RefSeq, a predicted model, not a curated record